Anguilla rostrata (American eel) is the source of this 1440-nucleotide messenger RNA. It is a transcript of the gene tm4sf1, whose product is annotated as transmembrane 4 L six family member 18. The transcript has 4 exons. The record is from RefSeq and is a predicted model, not a curated record. Gene Ontology annotation, cellular component: membrane. Lineage: Eukaryota; Metazoa; Chordata; Actinopteri; Anguilliformes; Anguillidae. Bases 78 to 668 code for a protein of 196 amino acids.
UUGCCCUUUCAGUUUCCUUCCUGGACUACAGCUGCAGGCCACAGACUCGCGACUCCUUCGUUACCGCGCCGACCGACAUGUGUUCCAAGAGCUUUACCAGAUCCCUGGGACUGGCACUGAUCCCUCUGGCCCUAUGCUGCGUUAUAGCGAACGUUCUCCUCUAUUUCCCAAACGUCGAGGUUAAGCACGUCCAGGAAGACCACUUGACCGGGUAUGUGUGGUUCUUCACGGGGAUCGUCGGAGGAGGCGUAGUGAUGGUCCUGCCGGUGCUGGUGUUCAUGAACCUGGAGAGGUGCGCCAACUGUUGUGGCAACGAGGGAUCCGCGAUGUGCAGUUCUGUGCUGGCAGCGCUGGUUGGACUGGCGGGGGCCGGAUACUGUUUUGUCAUCUCGGAUCUGGCUCUGAUAGAAGGACCGUACUGCUUGUACAACGGGACGUGGACGAGUCCAUUCGCCAAUCAGAGUGGAGAGUACCUCUUCCGCAGGGACACCUGGUCCAUGUGCGAGGAGCCCCUCAGAGUUGUGGAGUGGAACGUCACUCUCUUCUCCAUCUUGCUGGGGCUGAGUGGGCUGGAGUGCAUCAUAUGCGUGGUGCAGCUGGUCAACGGGCUGGUGGCGGCCGUGUGCCGGCCCUGCUGCUACAAACAGCGCUACAGCCUCAACGCCUGAGGGCGGCCAGCGGAGGGCCAGCGGGGAGUCAGCGGAGACUCAGCGGUGACUCUGCGAUGACUCACCGGUGACUCAGCGGUGACUCAGCAAUGACUCAGCAAUGACUUACCGGUGACUCAGCAAUGACUCACCGGUGACUGAGCGUGACUCAGCAGUGACUCACCGGUGACUCAUCGGUGACUCACCAGAGAGAUUUAGAGGAGAAUCACCAUCCUGUACAUUCUUCCCACACAGACCUGGCUCACAUACGUACCUGAAAUACUCCCAACUCUUUAGACACCGGUAAAUAUCCUUGACAAACAUCUGUUUUCACUGAUAUUCAGAAUAAAAUUCUUUAUGUCUUAAGAAACGACUGUUAUUCAUCUCUGGAAAUUUUCAAAAAUGCUGUCGUGAUACAAAAACAAAAUCAGAAAUUUUUCUUCUAAAUAUUGGUGAAAACAGAUAUUUCAGAUCUGAUGUUUAAAUCAUGUGUAAUCCACAUGACUCUUACUGCUGUCUAAAGGACCGUUUGUAUAGUAAAUAUUUGAAAGAAAGUAUUUGACCCAGGUCUGAAGAGGGCAUAUCUCUCCAGCUUUUAUGCACUCGAAGAACAGAUUGUCCUUUCCUGGAUCAUUAUCCACACUCUGUACAGAAGCAAGCAGGCUUUGCAUUGUUCGGCUUUGUUUUGUAAAAAUGGAAGUAAAUGAGAAAAAUUUCACUAUAUAUUUCAGCUACUAUAUAUUUCAGCACAGGACAGUUUAGACAUUCUCAGUAUGAUCGUGUCAUUGUUUUU